GUCUACGUGGGCGAGUCCGCGUCCUUGUCUCUUCUAGAGACAGUGCGGAGUGCGCUGCGAGUCGCCGUGGGACCCUGUGCUUUCACCAAUGAGUCCGCCCGAGAUCCGAUGCAUGAGAGCCCGCCGAAAACCCGAUUCGAGCUGGCGCGAGAACCGUUUCUGGACCUCGGGCUCUCGCAUUGCCUAGCCAGCCAGUUCUUCCUAGCUGUCAGCGGCAUCUUGGACCUAUUUGACCCGCCCUGGCUGGCGGAUCAGUUGGAAGAUUGCAACCAGCAGUCCUUUCGCCGGUCCACGUCUAGCUCUGCAGUCGUGUACCUCGCGCUCGCUAUUGGCGCUCAAGGGAGGGCACAAAGUUCUGUGGACGAAGAUCUGGCGGAGCAGUGCUUCGCCUAUGGUCGCCAAUUGGUCAUGUUCAACCUCAUGAACGACCCCAGCCUGGCCACCGUCCAGGCGGUCAUGCUUAUUACCUACUACAUGAUGGCAGCGUGUCAGCAUAAUGCCGCUUUUGUUAACCUUGGCGUGGCAGUCAGGGCUGCUUACACCCUUGGCAUCCACAUACACGAGACCAAUGAGGCCUUUGAUCAUGAGGUAGGGCUGGCUCGUGAGCGAGCCUGGAAAUCACUACGCGUCUGCGACCUGUUCCUGGCGGCCUCUUUGGGAAGGCCACCUGCUACUUCGGAGUCCGUUUCCAACAUCGCAUGGCUUCCAAUCGAGCCCCUGCAGGAUGGCCAGCGUCCCGGUGUGGCUGAGCAGGUCUUUUCGGCCAUGUUUAGAAUUUGCAAUAUCUUUGAGCGCAUACUCGUCGAUGUCUACUCCAAGAAGGCUGUUGGGCUCGACCUGGCUGACAGCAUUUCCCAGCAGCAUCGACAGUGGACCCAGGAACUGCCGCGAAUGCUUAUGGUGGACGGACUCGACGAUCUGGACAAAGCGGACGCCGCCGGUGCGUCUCCCAGCAAUUUUGGUCUGUCUCGGUUUCACGGCUGUGGCAUAGUCAUCAUGGCAUACUACUACUCCAUCGUCCUUCUUACACGACCCUUCCUGGCCUUUCAGGUGCGUCAGGCGGCGAAAAGGACUGCGGCAAACCCCGAUGAUCGUUCCAUCCAGCACGUUGCCAUGUACGCCGAUGCGUGUGUCAGCUCGGCCGUCAAAGGCAUCGAUGUUGCCUACGAAUAUGUAUUUGGGCUCAUCACGCCCAAGCGACAGCCCCUCGUUGUCAAUAGUGUCUUCAUUUCCGCGCUUUGCCUCGGCCUGGCUCACCUGGACACCUUUGGUCCUCGUAAGUGGCCCGUGGAUCCAUCACUUGACCGCGCAAUCAAGAUACUCGAACAUCUUGGGGAGCUUAACAUCCAGUCUGUUCGAUAUGCCAGAACCUGCACACAACUCAAAGAAGCUGUCACUAUCCAUGCAACGCGAAAGAAAGACAGGCUGCUUCAUCAGAACGAACGUGCCUUCCGGAGCAUCUUUGGGGACCUCCGCGCGACCGAAAGGCCGCGUGCCUUCAAUGGAGGUAGUUCAGCCGCCUGCACGGAGUCUCCAAGGCAGACCAACUGGGCAUGCCCGACCAGUGAGACUAGUGAGACCAGUACUAAGCCACUGACACCGUCGGCUUUCGACUUCAACUCAAUUCAGGAGCAAUCUAUGUUGCCAACUCUUGUAAAUUUUCCAGCUCAAGUUUCUUGCCAGUCUCACCACUAUGAAGACUAUGGAACCGAACUGGGAGAGGCAGCGGGAGAGGCAGCGGGAGAGGUAGCACAUCAAUGCCCGGCCAGGACGGUUGUUGAUUUCUCAGCCGGUCACUUCCUAGACUUGGAAGUCCCACUCUUCCCCUUAAUUAACUAUACCCCGCCAGACACUUCUUUUCAGUCGCAAUAA
This is a messenger RNA of Microdochium trichocladiopsis, 1872 nucleotides long. RefSeq lists its product as uncharacterized. The annotation marks the transcript as partial. Gene Ontology annotation, molecular function: RNA polymerase II cis-regulatory region sequence-specific DNA binding; DNA-binding transcription factor activity, RNA polymerase II-specific; zinc ion binding. Gene Ontology annotation, biological process: positive regulation of transcription from RNA polymerase II promoter by galactose; DNA-templated transcription. The transcript has a single exon. Gene Ontology annotation, cellular component: nucleus. The record is from RefSeq and is a predicted model, not a curated record. NCBI's taxonomy places the organism in Eukaryota, Fungi, Ascomycota, Sordariomycetes, Xylariales, Microdochiaceae.